Molecule: messenger RNA, 1083 nt
Organism: Aspergillus saccharolyticus JOP 1030-1
Lineage: Eukaryota; Fungi; Ascomycota; Eurotiomycetes; Eurotiales; Aspergillaceae
Product: putative tartrate dehydrogenase
Exons: 3
Coding region: 1-1083 (360 amino acids)
Molecular function (GO): NAD binding; oxidoreductase activity, acting on the CH-OH group of donors, NAD or NADP as acceptor; magnesium ion binding
Source: RefSeq, a predicted model, not a curated record
AUGUCCGACUCCAAGUCCUACCGCAUCGCCUCCAUCCCCGCGGAUGGCAUUGGCCCCGAGGUCGUCGAAGCCGGGAUCACCGCUUUGCACGCCCUGGCCGACACGCUCAAGACCUUCACGCUGGAGUUUACCCACUACGACUGGAGCUCCGAGACUUACAAGAAGACCGGACAGUACAUUCCCGAUGGCGGUCUCGACUCUCUCAAGCAGCACGAUGCCAUUCUCUUUGGUGCCGUCGGUGCUCCUGACGUGCCCGACCACAUCUCCCUCUGGGGUCUCCGCCUGGCCAUCUGCCAGCCUUUCCAGCAAUACGCCAACGUCCGUCCCACCAAGGUCUUCCGCGGGACGCAGUCGCCGCUCCGCAACUGCACGACCGGCGACCUCGACUGGGUCAUCAUUCGCGAGAACAGCGAGGGUGAGUACGCCGGCCAGGGGGGUCGCUCCCACACUGGCAAGCCCUGGGAGGUGGCCACCGAGACUGCCAUCUUCUCCCGCGUCGGGGUCGAGCGCAUCAUGCGCUUCGCCUUCGAGGUGGCCCAGAAGCGGCCCCGCAAGCUCUUGACGGUGGUCACCAAGAGCAACGCCCAGCGCAACGGGAUGGUCCUCUGGGAUGAGGUCGCCCAGGCGGUGGCCCAGGACUUCCCCGAGGUCACCGUCGAUAAGAUGCUGGUCGACGCCAUGACCACCCGCAUGGUCCUCAAGCCCGCGACCCUCGACACGAUCGUCGCGACCAACCUGCACGCCGAUAUCCUGUCCGACUUGGCUGCCGCCCUGGCUGGCUCCAUCGGCAUCGCUCCUACCUCCAACCUCGACCCUACCCGCCAGAACCCCUCCAUGUUCGAGCCCAUUCACGGCUCGGCCUUCGACAUCACCGGCAAGGGGAUCGCCAACCCGGUGGCCACCUUCUGGACCGCGGCGGAGAUGCUCGAGUGGCUCGGGGAGACGGAUGCGGCCGCGAAGCUGCUCACCGCGGUGGAGAACGUGUGCGAGGCCGGUGUGCUGACCGCCGAUCUGGGCGGCACGGCCACCACCAAGGAGGUGACUGACGCGGUUGUAGCGGAGAUCCAGCAGCUGUAUGGUUAG